AUGUCGGCAAAUAACAUACAAGAUACUACUCACAGAUUUUCUGAUGUAGCUGGAGAACCAUGUAUUAUGUUAGCACCAAUCGAAGGUUUCAAUAAAAAACCAUUAGUUACACUUGAAGAAGCUACUAAACCAUUAGAAAACAUCGUUCCUCGUAUUAGUACAUAUGUAUAUGUAGUCAAAGAACGUGCUAAAAAUCCACCAGAUGAUCUUUCAGUUGAUGAAUCAGCUGCCAUUGCAUUAUAUACAAUGGAAUGGGGACCAUAUACAGAAUCACUUUAUUAUAUUCUUAAUAACACAUUACGCAGUGAAGAUCGAAAAAGUUUGAAACCAUGGUUUCUUUAUCUUAAGCUUAUCUGUACUGCUUUAUCUCGUCUUCCAUCGAUAAAUUUAACUGUUUGUUGUCCCGUUGAGGAUAUAAUCGAAAGUGAACAUGAAAAAUAUGAAGUAGGAAAAAGACUCGUUUGGUGGAGUUUUGUAUCAUGUUAUAGGAGUGAUGACACUUUCCAGAACGAUUAUGUUCUUGGACAAACUGGUACAAGAACAUUCUUUAUUAUUGAUUGUAUGGCAGGAAAAGAUAUUGGAAAACAUUCAUAUUAUAGAAGAGAAAACGAAGUAUUACUUUUACCUGCUACUUAUCUUGAAGUUAUUAGUUAUGACUCAGUAGAAAAUAAUUUACAUGUCAUUUAUCUUCAAGAAAUUGAAUCAUCACAUGUUCUAUUGGAACCUGUAUCUUCAGAAAAAGAAAGUCGAAGUUUAAGAAAAAUGUCAUCGUGGAAAAGUAAGGUACGAACACCAAUAAUAUUUGCUACAGCUCUUGAACGUUAUCGCACUGCCAGACUUAAUGAAUGGAUUCUACGAUGCAAGUCUGAUUCUGAUGCUUAUCUAAAUGGACAACAUCUUACUAAAUAUGGUGUUCAAGUUGUUGUUGAACAAUUAUUGAUCGAUAAACAUUGUCGAGUAUUAUUUGUAAUGGAAAGUCAUAUGACACCUGAAGGAGCAUUGAUCAUAUCGGAAGCUUUACGUAAUAAUGAUACACUAGUAAAAUUAUUUCUUUCUCACAAUAAACUUGGUGAUGAUGGUACAAAAUUUCUGGCUCGAGCACUCUCAUGUGAUAAUAAUUCAACUCUUAGAGAACUUUCUCUUUGUCAUAAUGGUAUUACAGAUCAAGGUGCUGAAGAUUUAGCAAGAAUGCUAGCAUCAAAUGAAACACUAACUCAUUUAUGGUUAGGAUCGAAUAAAAUAAGUGAUCUUGGUUUAGAACGAUUAUGUGAAGUUCUUAUUAGCAAGAAUAAAACUUUACAAGUACUUUCACUUGAAUGGAAUAGAUUUCGUAGUUAUACAAAAUUUAAUAUUCUUGUUGAUAUGUUGGAACAAAAUGAAUCACUGAUGUUACUUAAUUUAGAAAAUUGUCAACUGUUUAGACAUGGUGUUGAACAAUUAAUAGAUUCAGCGAAGAAAAAGGAAAAUUUUGAAUUACUAAUAAACUAA
This is a messenger RNA of Rotaria sp. Silwood1, 1488 nucleotides long. The record is from the annotation of a GenBank genome assembly. NCBI's taxonomy places the organism in Eukaryota, Metazoa, Rotifera, Eurotatoria, Philodinida, Philodinidae.